CGAUCUUCACAGGGUGAGAGAGGCUUGCCAGGUUUGCCAGGUUUGGUUGGGUUUCCUGGAGUACAAGGACCUGAAGGACCCCCAGGAACCUCAGGACUGAAGGGUGACACUGGAGAACCAGGACUACCGGGGACAAAAGGGACAAGAGGUCCACCAGGUCCAGCGGGUUUCCCAGGAAAUCCUGGUCUUCCUGGCAUCCCUGGAGGAGAUGGACCCCCAGGUCCUCCUGGUAUUCCAGGAUGUAAUGGAACAAAGGGUGAGGCAGGCCCUGUUGGUCCCCCAGGUUUACCUGGGUUACCUGGAAACCUUGGACCUCCAGGACUUCCGGGAACAAAGGGAGAUCCAGGAGAAAUUAUUGGAUUUAUACCAGGUGGUAUACUAAGAGGAGAAAAGGGGUUUCCUGGUUCUCCUGGAUUGCCGGGGUUACCUGGAUUACAAGGUAUUGAAGGCCCUAUUGGGACACCUGGACCUCCUGGAAGACCAGGUCCUCCAGGUCCACCUGGUUCCCCAGGUCAAAAGGGUCACAUGGGACUGAGUUUCGAAGGACCAAAAGGUGAUAAGGGUGAACGGGGUGUCAUGGGCCCUCCUGGUCCCCAAGGAGCUGCUUCACAACAGCAAGAAAAAGGGACCACAAUCAUACGUGGAGAGAGGGGUGAUCCUGGUGAAAGGGGUGAUCCAGGUCCACCAGGAGAGCCAGGACUGAAUAUCAAAGGAGAGAAAGGUGAACCUGGAAAACAUGGUACAUGGGGACAACCCGGGAAGGAUGGAGAAGAUGGUGAGAAGGGAAGAGCAGGAGAAACAGGCCCACCAGGAUUUCCAGGACUUCCUGGUCCGACUGGCCCAAAGGGAGACAAAGGUGCCCCAGGUCUACAAGGACCUCCAGGAAUAGUUAUAACUACAGGGGAAGAUGAGGUAUUUGGUGAAAAGGGGGACCAAGGUCCUCCAGGAUUCUCAGGACCAAAGGGUGAACCAGGUGAAAAAGGUUUUCCAGGUAUACAAGGGCUACCAGGUCCUCCAGGGCAACCCAGUCCAGGGAUAAUGGGAGCACCUGGUUUUCCUGGAGAGAGAGGAGAAAAGGGUAACCAGGGUCCACCUGGACUUUCUCUUCCUGGGCCAAAAGGAAGAGAUGGAUUUCCAGGCCCUCAAGGUUUACCGGGGCCUCCAGGCCCACCUGGAAAAACAGAUGGAAUCUGGGAUUGUCUGCCUGGUCUGCCUGGUGAUCCCGGCCCUCCAGGUCCUCCUGGCCAGCAUGGCUUCUCAGGAGAAACGGGACAGAAAGGUGAAAAGGGUGAAGGCUGUUUUACCUGUGAUCUUCCUGGCCUUCCUGGACCACCAGGCCCCCAAGGGUUUCCAGGGGAACCAGGUAUUCCAGGAUCACCAGGUGCUAAAGGUGACAGAGGCAUUCGUGGUAAUGACGGCAUCCCUGGAGUAACUGGACUUCCAGGUUUACCUGGAUUGAUGGGAAGCCCAGGAGCAAAAGGAGAACCUGGAGAUAUUUUCUUUGACUCAAAUUUAAAGGGUGAAAAGGGAAAUCCUGGUUUCCCUGGAGUUCCCGGUGCUCCCGGUAGAGAAGGAAGACCAGGUCAGGAUGGUUUGCCAGGUGCGCCAGGACCUAAGGGUGCAUUGGGAAUAUUUGGAUUAAAAGGAGAACGUGGCCCACCAGGAAUAAGUGGUUUCCCAGGACCACGUGGAGAAAGAGGCUUUCCUGGUCCCGCCGGAAUUGGACCUGUUGGGCCAGCUGGUGAUAAAGGAGAGAAAGGCGUAUCAGGGAUACCUGGUGCACCAGGACUGCCAGGACCCAAAGGAGAAGCUGGCCACAUUAUUUCCCUGCCUGGUGCCCCAGGAGCAAAUGGUGUUCCUGGACCCCCUGGAAUUCAAGGCAUCCAAGGUGACAAGGGAGAUCCAGGGCUCCCAGGAAGAUCUGGCCCACCAGGUGAAAAAGGUCUGACAGGGCCACCAGGAAUAGGGUUUCCUGGCCUACCAGGGCCUCCAGGUUUUCCUGGUCAGGCAGGGCCACCAGGCGUAAUUGGGGAGAAGGGUGAUUCUGGUCCCCAGGGGUUACCAGGUGCUCCAGGGUUACAAGGUCAAAAGGGUGAACCUGGAAUAGGACUCCCAGGUCCAAAAGGUUUUCCUGGCCUACAAGGGCAAGAUGGGCUCCCUGGAACAAAGGGUGAGCAAGGGUUGCCUGGUAUACCAGGAGAAAAAGGAUUUCCAGGUGUACCUGGCCAGCCAGGAUCUCAAGGUGAUCCUGGUCCUGCUGGAUUGCCAGGUUUACAGGGCUCCCCUGGUGUUCCAGGAAUAGGCCCCCCAGGUCUUCCUGGCUCCCCAGGACAAUCUGGGCCCCCAGGACCAAUAGGACCCCCAGGAAUAAAAGGAGAAAGGGGCUACCCAGGCAUCCCUGGGCUAGAUAUGCCGGGGCCAAAAGGAGAUAAGGGUAGUCAAGGACCAUCAGGACUGCCAGGCUUGCAAGGGGUACCAGGCUUACCUGGCCUACAAGGACGAGAAGGGCAGCCAGGUGCUACAGGAAUCAAAGGAGAAAUGGGAGUUAUGGGGACUCCUGGAUUCCAAGGUCCUCCUGGCCCUAUAGGUGCUCCUGGACUUCCAGGUGAAAAAGGCAGCUCGGGACUUUCUGGAGUGUCAGGUCUCAAGGGUGAACCUGGUUUAAAAGGUGAGAAGGGUGAGGCCGGUUUACCAGGAGAACCAGGAUCCAUGGAUCGUGUAGACAUGGAACACCUGAAAGGUCAAAAGGGAGAUCAGGGAAGUAAAGGACAACAGGGACCAGAAGGAGAAAAGGGAGCUCAAGGGGAUCCUGGCACAUCAGGAAUGCCAGGGAAGGAUGGUGAACCUGGAUUUCCUGGCACAGCAGGGCCCAAAGGGGAUCCAGGCACUCCAGGAUUCCAGGGUGAACCAGGUUAUCCUGGACAAAAAGGGCUGACAGGAGAAAUGGGUCUGCCAGGUCCAUCAGGAGAAAAAGGUGUGCAGGGUCUUCCAGGUGAGGAAGGUAGACCAGGAUUUCCUGGAGCAAAAGGAGUGAAAGGUGAAAAAGGAGACCCUGGAUUUCCUGGAAUUGGUUUCCCUGGGGUUCCUGGUGAGAAGGGAGAACCAGGAAGGACUGGUAGUCCAGGAACACAUGGAGAAAAAGGUGAAAAGGGUGUUGUAGGAAUUCCAGGUAUCCCUGGUUCUCCAGGUGCCAAAGGGCAGCCAGGUCUUCCCGGUUCUCCAGGUACUCCAGGAAUCCCAGGUGGAAAAGGUGAAAAGGGAUUCCCAGGCUUGGAUGGUUUUCCAGGUUUGAAAGGACAAAUAGGUGAUCCUGGACCCCAAGGUCCACCAGGCCUUCCUGGAGAAAGAGGUGAGCCAGGUUAUGAUGGAAUCCCAGGAUCACCUGGUGCAAAGGGUGACCCAGGUAUUCCGGGUAGAGGACUUCCUGGACUUCUGGGUGCAAAGGGAGAAAGAGGUCCAAAAGGAGAUGUGGGUUUUCCAGGAACUCCAGGAAGCCCAGGAAUUCCUGGUGUAAAAGGAGAACCAGGAUUUAUUGGUCCACAAGGUCCCCCUGGCCAACCGGGCAUUCCUGGAUUACCAGGCAGAGCUGGAGCGGGUCCUAAAGGUGACCGCGGACCCCAAGGUCGACCUGGGCUGCAAGGGCUACCUGGGCCCCAGGGAUCUCCAGGUGUUCCAGGGCUAGCAGGAGCAAAAGGAGAAAAAGGAAGCUCAGGUUGGGCAGGACCAGCUGGAACACCUGGAGUGAAAGGUGACCGAGGAUCUCAAGGAAUCCCUGGCAUUGCUGGCUUCCUUGGACCUGCUGGUCAAAAGGGAGACAUGGGACCUCCUGGGAUUCCAGGUCCUCAAGGUCCAAGAGGUUCUUCAGGAUUCCCUGGACCCAAGGGAGAACAAGGUGAUCAAGGGUAUCCAGGAGCAAAAGGCUUUCCAGGUCCUCCAGGUCCUCCAGGAGCUUUCCAAAUGUUGAAAGGUGAACCAGGCAUACCUGGCCCUUCAGGCCCAAUUGGCCCCAAAGGACUUCCUGGUCCUCCAGGACCAAAAGGACAGCAAGGUGUCACAGGACCUGUUGGUUUGACUGGUCCACCUGGUAUCCCAGGAUUUGACGGAACGCCUGGCCAGAAAGGAGAAACAGGCCCUGUUGGACCCCCAGGUCCUAGAGGCUUUCCAGGUCCACCUGGUCCUGAAGGUUUGCCGGGGUCAAUGGGUCCACCAGGUAGUCCCUCGGUAGCUCAUGGUUUCCUUGUGACCAGGCACAGCCAGACCACUGAUGAGCCAUCAUGUCCUUCUGGGACAAGACUAAUGUUCUAUGGAUAUUCUUUGCUUUAUAUACAAGGAAAUGAACGGGCCCAUGGCCAGGACUUGGGUACAGCAGGAAGCUGCCUACGUAAAUUCAGCACAAUGCCUUUCCUGUUCUGUAACAUUAACAAUGUCUGUAAUUUUGCCUCAAGGAAUGAUUAUUCUUACUGGUUGUCUACUCCUGAGCCAAUGCCAAUGAGCAUGGCUCCCGUUACAGGAGAUAACAUAAAGUCUUUCAUCAGUAGGUGUGCUGUAUGUGAAGCUCCUGCCAUGGUGAUUGCAGUUCACAGUCAAACCAUUCAAAUUCCACCGUGUCCAGAGAGCUGGAGAUCCCUGUGGAUAGGCUAUUCCUUUGUGAUGCAUACAAGUGCUGGAGCAGAGGGUUCAGGGCAAGCUCUAGCAUCUCCGGGAUCCUGUCUUGAAGAAUUCCGCAGUGCUCCAUUCAUUGAGUGUCAUGGCAAGGGCACCUGCAACUACUAUGCUAAUGCUUACAGCUUCUGGCUUGCAACUAUUGAGAGAAAUGAAAUGUUCAAAAAACCUACUCCUUCAACACUGAAAGCAGGAGAACUACACUCAAAUGUUAGCCGUUGCCAAGUCUGUAUGAGGAGAACAUAAUGACUUUUCAGGUGUACCUAAUAUCACAAUAUGGUGCUAUUCUGUUAAUGACAGUGAAGCUUAGGCAUGUAUUCUAUGUACCUCAUCAUUGCCUGAUACGGAAACCAUUGCGUACCUUACAGGAAAUUUCCUAACCAGACUCCCUGCUUUUUUGGUCCUUUACUUGCUGAAGGGGAAAUCAGUAUUUUAAUAGACGUUGUCAUAUAUGAAUGUGAUGCACUGAUGAGAUACUUGCCCUAAAUCCAGAAGGAAAGAAACCAAAGGUGCUAAGAAGAAUACAGCUCUGCCUCAUGCAGACAACUUCCCCCUUUUUAUUUGUAUAUGCAACUCUAUUUACAGCUUUUGUAUAUAUUCAUACUAAUAUAAAGAAGUAUUUCCUCUUCAUUAAAGUGUGUUGCUUUAAGAGGAAACUUAAUUUUUCCCCAAAUGUCUUAUUCUAGACUAUAUGCUCAGUUUUCCUGUGCAAUACAGAAUACUCCAAUAUGUGUGGAACCAUAAAUUAGUUUAGUAUUUAUUGGCAACAAUUUCGAAAAGGUAACUUUUCCUUUUGGUUUGGGUUGGGGAGGUGAAUUUGCAGUAACUGUCAUAUCCGAAUGGGCUGAACAUUCAUUUUCCAUGUUGAUAACUGUAUCUGAUCUGCUAUUUCUAAAGUAAAAUGGGGUUCCUUGAGCUUAUAUAUUCAGGGUUGUAAGCACUAAUACACUGAAUUAUUUGAUUUUGAACAUUGAUCUUGCACAACUAGGAUUUGUUUUAAAAGUGCAGUUUUAUUAGGUCUAUAAAACGCUCUUUGGAAAAAGUUUAAAAGAUUAUAACAUAUAAUCAAGCCAAUGUAAAAAUAAAAAAACAAAAGGUCUAAAUAAUUCAUUGAUGGUGUACUUCUUGAUUUGUAAUAAAACUUUAUUUGUGUAAAA
Pogona vitticeps (central bearded dragon) is the source of this 5819-nucleotide messenger RNA. The record is from RefSeq and is a predicted model, not a curated record. Lineage: Eukaryota; Metazoa; Chordata; Lepidosauria; Squamata; Agamidae.